Molecule: messenger RNA, 4885 nt
Organism: Strongylocentrotus purpuratus (purple sea urchin)
Lineage: Eukaryota; Metazoa; Echinodermata; Echinoidea; Camarodonta; Strongylocentrotidae
Product: transforming growth factor-beta receptor-associated protein 1
Biological process (GO): intracellular protein transport; autophagy; vesicle-mediated transport
Cellular component (GO): membrane; cytoplasm
Molecular function (GO): protein binding
Source: RefSeq, a predicted model, not a curated record
UUUGUCGCCCUCUCCAGCGCCAAGAGUAAAUAAAUAUAUUUUUCUGGCAGCCCAGUUCUUUAAUAAUUUUCGGAUUUUGCUGUGGGUGUGACCCCUGAACAGGCUACAGACGAGAAAAUUACCCCUACAUUAUUUACUGAAAUAUCAGGAUGAGUGUGAAAGCAUUUGAACUGGUUCCUGCUGUAGAAAGGUUGAAGCUUCUUGGGGAGAGGACCAGCAAAACUUCAAUUGAAUGUAUAGAAUGCUGUGGGAAGAACCUCUACAUUGGGACAAGUGAUUGCUUUGUGAUCCAUUACUUGAUCGAAGAAAAGAUGCAACCCAAUGGAAAGAUCACGUUUGUCUCUGAGAAACAGUCCCAUAAAUACUUGGCUGUGAGAAAGCCAAUCCAACAAUUACAGGCAGCCUCAGCGCUAACCAGGAUACUGGUUCUGUGUGAUAAUGUCCUGACUCUGCUACACAUGUUCAACCUAGAGCCUAUACUCAGUGGAGCCAAGAUUAAAGGGGUGACAUCAUUCUGUGUAAAUGAGAACCCACGGAGUGGCAGUCCUUUCAGUGUAGAGAUUGCCGUAGCCACAAAGAGACGCUUGGUGCAGGUCUACUCAGUCACAGAAGAUAAGAUGGUUCUAGUCAAAGAUGUAUCAAUACCAGAUAUGCCCGUCAAUGUGGGUAUUGAUUCAUUCUGUGUCUGUGUUGCCCUUAGCAACCAGUACAUCCUGGCAAACUAUGACACAGGUCAAAUCACUGACCUCUUCCCCGUGGAGACGGAGCAUACCACACCAAUCAUCAAGAGAGUCGGAAGGGAGGAGUUUUUACUAGCAGGGCGUGCUCUUGGUAUGUUUGUAACGUCGGGAGGGAUGUCCCAGAGGCCACCAUUGAAGUGGGCGGAGUCAGUCUGCGCUGUCAGUUACACAUUCCCGUAUGUGGUAGCAUUGGAUGAUGAGUUUCUUACAGUUCACAGUGUGUUGGACCAGCAGCAGAAGCAGACCAUUCCAUUCCAAGGAGGGAAGUUGUUGGGUGACUUUGAGGGGAAGAUGUUUGUUGCUUCCAAUAAAGAGGUGUAUGCACUGGUGCCUCUUCCAGUAGAGAAACAGGUCCAAGCGUUACUUGCUGACAAACGAGUGGAAGAAGCAUUGAACCUUGCAAAAAACUACCGGAAAGCUGGACUUGGGAAGGAUAAGUUUCUGCAGAUGUAUAACCGCAUACAGCAGCAGGCAGGAUUCAUCCAGUUCGCUCAGCUUAAUUUUGCUGAUUCCAUGGAGUUGUUCAAGGAAGCUAAGCUUGAUGUGAGAGAGUUGAUCUGCCUUUAUCCAAACCUACUGCCCUCCAACUCCAACUUCCAUCGGGCCAUCCCACCGCUUCACGACUUUGCGGAUAUCAGUCAGGUUGUCCGAGGUAAGCCUGACAAGGUAGCGGAGUGCAAGCAAUUCCUGAUGGACUUCCUAGAAGACGUCAGGGAUACUGACCUAGCAGUCGGCAUGAAACUGGAGGUUGAUACUGCCCUGCUGAAACUCUACGCCGAGUCCAACCCGACCAAACUGAUCACCCUCAUCUCAACCGAGCACUCCUGUGACCCUGAAGACAGCCGUGAAUACCUGCAGGGAUUCAGCCGUCACCAUGCGCUGGCUCUCCUCCACAGAUACCAGGGUGAUAGCGAGCAAGCCAUGGUCCUAUGGGCAAGAUUAGCGGAUGGAGAUGCUACAGAUGAAACCUUCCCUGGAUUAGGAUUUGUGAUUGAUUUCUUAUCAAGCUUAUCCGAUCAUGAACUGGUGUGGAGAUAUGUAGACUGGGCCAUGAGAAAAGAACCGGAGAACGCUACUAAGAUUUUCACUGAGAGACCGGAGAAUGAGCCAGUGAGUGAGAGAAUGAGACCAGACGUGAUCAUAGACUAUCUUCAUGCCUACCCCAGGGCCGUCAUCAGAUACCUGGAACAUCUUGUCUUCGUCAAGAAAAUGGAGAAAGAGAAAUACCACACUCAUCUAGCAGUGCUGUACCUGGACCAGGUCCUGAAGAUGAAGGCCAGCACUGAGACAGUCCCUAGGUUAGACCUGGACCUGGCCCGGUCCAAGCUGCGUCACCUGCUCCAAGACUCCUCCGUCUAUCGGGUCCAGCUCAUCCUAGGGAAGGUCAAGGAGACAGACAUGUAUGCAGAAUGUGCAAUACUGUAUGGAAAGCUUGAGGAGCACGACAAAGCUCUUCGGAUCCUGGUCCACAAGCUGCAGGACUACGGAGCCGCAGAGAACUACUGCAUGGUCAACUCCAAGGACCAGGACCAGGCCUACAGGAGAAGACUGUUCCAGCUCCUGCUCACAGUGUACCUGGACCCAAUGGAAGGUAAAAAGGAUUCCCUUCUAGGACCUGCUAUGAAUCUGCUCAACAGCCCAGAGGCUGACUUUGAUACUGUCAGAGUUCUUCAGCUCCUUCCGGAAACCUGGUCAGUGGGUCUCAUCUCACGCUUCCUCUCCGAAGCGGUCCGGUCCAGCACCCACGGGAGCCGCAUGUCCCGUGUGGAACACACCCUGACCCGCAGUGAGAACCUGCACCUGCGCGGGGAAAUCGUAGACAACAGCCGUUGCCUCAUCUCCCUCACCGAAGACCGGAUGUGCCAGGUCUGUCGGGGGCCGUUCAGUGAGCCGACCUUUGUGCGAUAUCCGAACGGGGUCAUCACGCAUACGCAGUGCGCAAGGAAUAAAGCGGUUUGUCCGGUCACGGGGCGGUUGUUCAGUACGCGCAAGGAGUCGACGUGAUAGAGCAUUGCUGAGUGGUUUUGUUAUGCUUGACCAGAUCAUAGUGGUUUUUAUUGCUGUGAACUCUUAACUCUCAACUAUACAGUCUCAUCUGAAGACUGAACUCUCAACUCUAGACUGUGAACUCUCAACUAUGCAGUCUCAUCUGUAGACUGUGAACUGUGAACUCUCAACUAUACAGUCUCAUCUGAAGACUGAACUCUCAACUCUAGACUGUGAACUCUCAACUAUGCAGUCUCAUCUGUAGACUGUGAACUGUGAACUCUCAACAAUACAGUCUCAUCUGAAGACUGAACUCUCAACUCUAGACUGUGAACUCUCAACUAUGCAGUCUCAUCUGUAGACUGUGAACUCUCAACUCUCAACUAUGCAGUGUCAUCUGUAGACUGUGAACUGUGAACUCUCAUUUCUGCACGCUCAUCUAUAGACUGUUAACUCUGAACUCUGCACUCUCAUCUGUAGACUGUGAUAUCUGAAAUACAUGCAGAUGUAGACAGACUCCAAUACAGAACUUUGUUUAAUCUUAGUCCAAAGUAAGCAGAUCUAUCAUGGGCUUUUGAGAAAAGCAGUUUUUCCAAACAAGAAUGUGUAGAAUUAAAUUGAAUGCAGAGUAUAACUGGCCAGUUUACUUGGCAUCUAUCUGAGCACAUAUUAUCUUCUUACUCUGUUAGUGUAGACCUGCAACCCCGAAAUCAGAGAAAAAUUCAGGGAAAUUCCUUUUUCCCCUCCUGCAAAAAGUAAGGAAGUUAGAAGCACAAAAACAUCCCUCAAAUCUAGGAAAAUGCAUUUUUUUAUUGGCCCCAAAAGAAAGUACCGGCAGUUGAAAUCUCUGACACUUUAAUUGCCUCAACAUUCAGUCUUUGAACACUUUGGUUGACUUUUUCGCCUCUAUGCACAUUCACUCAUUUGCCACAUGUGCAAAUUUGCACAAAACAGUAGGCAUCAAUUGGGGGAAAGAUUGCUUUGUCCAACACAAUGCAAAUUAUUCAUUUGCAGACUUGAUUAGUUCCAUCACAACUUUUUUAUCACUGCCAUAGAUUAAUCACGCACUGGAAAUAAUUACAUAAAAUCCUGAAGUUUUUGGUAUGGUCAUCUCAUGAUAAAUACAAUAAUAUGUGCACAGGGAGAUUAUUUGUGUGCAAUACAAAGGGUUAAAGGUCACAUUUGGUGUAAGGUGAACAUCACCUCAUCCUAAUUGCUCACUCACAGGCAUGUAUGUGUAGCCAUAAUACAAAGUUGCAUUUUGCCUAGUAUUAUCAUGUAUAUGAUUUUGCAUUCUUUUUCUAUUCAAAGUCACAAAACUGCAUAUAAAACAUUGCCAACACCAAAAAGAAUAGGCCUAUUAUGUUGAAGUUCUUUGGGAUAAAAGUGCUGAAAGUCAUUUGAAAUCAAGUUCUGUCUAGAUCAUGUGCUGUGUGACAAUGUUUUAAGAUGCAGAGUCCGGUAUUUUGAAAGAAGAAGAGCUACAACCUAGCUUCCUCGUUUCAGGUGAAGAACGUUCUAUUUCUAAAAAAUAUGAAGGAUUAAAGUGUUCUUAGUCAUCUCUAUGUAAGAGAUUAAACAUUCCUACAGUAGAUUUGAGAAUUUCCCAAGCGCACGGCACUCACGAAAUAGCCCCUGUAAGUUGUGUUGCGUAAAUUGAAUGUGGUGUAUAAAACACUAAUAUUAUUGAAGUGCAAUUUGAGCAAGCAUUCAACCAGCAUUGCAUGUGUUUGCAAAUAUAUUCUUGACCAAAUAAUUAUUCACAUUUUAAUGUUUACUUUUAUAUUAUAUUAUUGUUGUUGUGUAGGAAUUACAAUCAAGCUUUUUGUAUUGUUGGUACAUGUGGCAUUUCAUGUGCUUUUUCUGUACCGUGUUCUGUGUGCAGUUCGAACUGUAUAAAAUACAGAGUAACCUACAAAAGAACAAACAAAAAUCAAAUUUACAAGGGGUAUGAAUAAUUGAGUUGUUAACUGUAUCACCAUGUAUCACAAUUCAUAUUAAUGGCGUAAAGUCUCAUCUUCAUUUUAUCUUGUUUUUCAUGCAACUCAAUUUGUAGCGAUGUACAUUGUAACAUAUAUGAUAUAUUUAUAAUGCUUUGAAAUUGUGGGAUUUCCGGAUAUAAAGAGAUGUGUACAAUUAAAGAUGUCUGUGUACACAAA